UUUUCUUUUCAUAGAGCAUAGUUCACAAGCAAAAGCUCAAUACGAGACAUUCUGACAUCUUACAGGAGACUCAAUCGACGGAUCCUUCCUGAAGGAUUUCGUCUUUGAAGUAACAAAGAAAUGCGAGGCUGUCGGCGCUCAAGUCAAUGCCAUUAUUUCCGACAUGGGUCCCAGCAACAAAGCCCUGUGGAAACUCUGCGGGAUUGGGGCUACGAGGGCGUCUGGAGCAAGUGUGUCCUGCGUCCACCCGUGCAGCACGGAGCGUAGGUUGUACUUCCUCGCGGAUCCUCCACAUAUCUUGAAAAACCUUCGUGGCCACCUCAUAAGGGGUCAAUCCAUUCACAUCCCACCGAAUGUCGUCAAAGCAGAGAAUCUUCCAUCUGAUGAGGUGUCAGUACGCCACAUCAGGAAGGUUGCUGAAAUUGACGCAGAACACGACCUUAAACUUGCACCCCACCUCAAGCUGAAAUACCCGAGCCACUAUGAAAAAAUGAACGUGUCAUCUGCCGUGGCUGUUCUGAACCAUGCAGUAGCUGCUGCCAUCAGGGUUCUUGUACAGCUUGGGAAACUCGAAAAGGAAGCCGUGACCACUGCCUGGUUUUUGGAGCAGGUGGACAAGUGGUUCUGCCUCAUGUCAUCGAGGUCGGUUUCCACAGGUCUGAGCAACUUCAAGGAAAACAAACAUCAAGAUGCUGUGUGCUUUCUUGAGGUAUGUGCAAGGUUAAUGUCGGCUGUGAAGAUAAAAAAGGAAUCUCAAAAUGGAUGCUACAAACCUGUCAAAGCAGGCAUCAUGGUUUCAUCUAUGUGUGCAGUGCAAUUGCAGGACCUUCUGUUGAAAAAGUGCGAGGAGGGAGGAGGAGGAGUGUCGUUGGGAGGAACCCGAGAGGUCUGCCUGCCUGAUUAG
Molecule: messenger RNA, 904 nt
Organism: Ornithodoros turicata
Lineage: Eukaryota; Metazoa; Arthropoda; Arachnida; Ixodida; Argasidae
Exons: 2
Coding region: 164-904 (246 amino acids)
Source: RefSeq, a predicted model, not a curated record